Acytostelium subglobosum LB1 is the source of this 2694-nucleotide messenger RNA. RefSeq lists its product as hypothetical. The transcript is spliced from 7 exons. Bases 1 to 2694 code for a protein of 897 amino acids. Gene Ontology annotation, molecular function: protein binding; U3 snoRNA binding. NCBI's taxonomy places the organism in Eukaryota, Evosea, Eumycetozoa, Acytosteliales, Acytosteliaceae. Gene Ontology annotation, cellular component: nucleolus; 90S preribosome; small-subunit processome. Gene Ontology annotation, biological process: endonucleolytic cleavage to generate mature 5'-end of SSU-rRNA from (SSU-rRNA, 5.8S rRNA, LSU-rRNA); endonucleolytic cleavage in 5'-ETS of tricistronic rRNA transcript (SSU-rRNA, 5.8S rRNA, LSU-rRNA). The record is from RefSeq and is a predicted model, not a curated record.
AUGUCAAAGGUCAAGUUUGUCGAGGUCGUACCUGAUGAUGAUGAGUACGAUGAUGACGAUCAGGAAGCAGCGGAUAAUGGUGCACAGGCACAAUCACAAUCACAACUACAACAAAGAUCAAAACAGAAUGAUAGAGAUAGAGUACAAAGUACAAAGGCAUCACAGAGGAAGUUAAAGUCAUUGUUCAAACCGGAUGUGACAAUUGGAUCGGUGUACACGGGUGGCCCCGCAGCACUCUCGACCAACUCGGCCUACGUGGUGACGUGCUGCUCGAACAAGUUGUGCUUUGUAUCGACUCGCGAUGGCGUCGAGACACGUCCACCCCUGGUCAUGGACGCCAAGAUCAGCGCAUUCGCAUUGAGCCCCGCCAAUGACAAGGUGGUCGUGGCGCUCAGCAACCUACAGAUGCACGUCUACGAUAUCUCGCAAGACCAUCACACAUUGCUCGAGAAGGAGCGUUUGGAUAAAGAGUCAUCCCAUUCUUCACACGACAGUGAGGACACUGACAACACACUCACAUCACGAUCACUCAUACGAAUGUGGAAGGGUCAGGACACACACAUCAACUCGAUCGACUUCCACUCAUCUGGCGGUCUGAUCGCCACUGGCGCGUCCGAUGGUUCAGUUCGCAUCUGGGACGUCGAUCAAGGUUAUUGCACUCACAAUCUAAGAGACGAGGCAUCUACUGGAGUCGUUAGUAUAGUCAAGUUCCAUCCAAACACAUUAAGGGUGGUGGCCGUGUCAGAUGACUGUAUAAUUAGAGUGUGGAACUUGACGAACAAGUCCUGCAUGUUGUUGGAGAAUCACAUGUCGGUGGUGUCAGGCAUCGCCUUUUCCAAUUCGUCAAAGGAACUUAUCUCUGCUGGACGUGACAAGGUACUCAACCUAUGGGAUCUCAAGACUGGCAAGCUCAUAAAGACUGUCCCCAUCAUGCAAGAGCUUGGUGGCAUUGUCUCCCUCCCCCAAUCCUUCUACAGCAGCGAUGUCAUGCCCGAUAUGUUCAAGUCCAAGUUGGCCAACAUCAAGAACAAACUAAAGUCAUCGACACAGUUUGCAGAGAAGAUCGCUGUUGAUGAUGUGACCAUUGUCAUUGGUGGAUAUGAUGUGAUGCGUGCUUGGUGUAUGGAGACUGGAGAAUGCAUUUGGAAUGAUGGCGAUGUUGAAUUCAAGAAGAAGGAUGACAAAGAGAUGGAGCAAGACCCAUUAUUCACCAUCACCAAUGUGCUGAAUAAUGGAGAUACAUUUGCAGCGAUCACUUCGGAACAUAAUAUUGUUAUUUAUGAUUAUGAUUCAUUGGACAAACGUAAUGAGAUCAUUGGAUACAAUGACGAGAUUGUGGACAUCAAGUAUAUAAAUGCCAAUGAGAUUGCCGUGGCUACCAACUCAAACGAAAUUCGUUGCUAUGACUUGACGACAAAGAAAUCAUAUACACUUAGAGGUCAUAGUGACUUGGUGAUGGCAAUCGAUGUUUCACAUGAUGGAAAGCAAUUGGUAUCAGCUUCAAGAGAUAAUACUGUUAGGCUGUGGGACUUGGAGAAUCAGAAGUGUCUGAGCAUUGGCAAGGGCCACACAGGCGUAGUGACCUGCAUUGCCAUGUCAAAGAAGGGCGCCAACUUUGCCCUGUCAGGCAGUGAGGACAGGACCAUCAAGCUGUGGAAGUGGUCGCCCAGGACCAAGCAACUUGAGGUGCAGGCAACGAUCAUCGCUCAUGAAAAGGACAUCAACUCACUCAACAUCGCACCCAACGACAAGAUCUUUGCUUCGGGCUCGCAGGACUCGUUCGUCAAGCUGUGGAAUGUGUCUGACCUGAAGUCAGUCGCUUCGUUCAAGGCUCACAAGAGAGGAGUGUGGAAUGUGGAGUUCUCGCCGGUGGACCAAUGUAUCAUGUCGGCCUCGGCCGAUGGCACUAUCAAGAUCUGGUCGCUCAAGGACAUGUCGUGUCUCAAGACAUUCGAGGGACAUAAUGGAUCGGUGUUGCGAGCAUCCUUCAUUACAUUUGGUAUGCAGAUCGUGUCUGUUGGCGCCGAUGGACUGGUCAAGCUGUGGACAAUCAAGACGAAUGAAUGUGUCAACACUUUCGAGAGCCACGAUGCCAAGAUCUGGGCAUUGGCCAUGGCACCCGGUGCCACUCGCGGAGAUCAGCAACAAUUCAUCACAGGUUCAUCAGACUCCAAGAUCAUUAUUUGGAACGAUCACACCAUACUCGAGGAGGAGAAGGUACUCAAAGAGAAGGAGGAGGCUAUCAAGAAUCAACAAUCUUUGGAUACAUCUUUGAGGAAGAAGGAUUAUAGACGCGCAAUCAAGUUGUCAUUGAUACUCAAUCAACCUAAUCAAACAUUGAGGAUAUUCCAGAAUAUUCUAGAGACUGAGGAUGGACAGACUAUUGCCAGGAACACGCUCAACACACUGCCCAUUGCCGACAAUGUCAAGAUACUCAAGUACGUCCGUGAUUGGAACACCAACUCCAAGUUUGUUGAGGUCGCUCAGACCAUCCUUCAAUUGAUAAUCACAUUGUUCCACCCAAGUGAGCUUACAAAGGUUAAGGAGAUGCCACAGUUGCUGGAAUCAUUGAUACCAUAUAACGAAAGACAUUUCCAGAGAAUCGACAGGAUAUUACAAAAGACUUAUUUGUUGGACUUUACCAUCGCCUCGAUCAAUCCUGCUGCCAGUGAUUUGCUGAAGCAGGACCAAUAG